This is a messenger RNA of Oncorhynchus kisutch (coho salmon), 9595 nucleotides long. RefSeq names its product DNA-directed RNA polymerase III subunit RPC1. The transcript is spliced from 32 exons. Gene Ontology annotation, molecular function: DNA binding; DNA-directed RNA polymerase activity. Gene Ontology annotation, biological process: DNA-templated transcription. Bases 201 to 4409 code for a protein of 1402 amino acids. Lineage: Eukaryota; Metazoa; Chordata; Actinopteri; Salmoniformes; Salmonidae. The record is from RefSeq and is a predicted model, not a curated record.
GUUGUCAUAUGAAUUCAUGGUUCACGUUGUUUCACAUUGCCGUGGUAGCAUUUCUAGCUACAACAUGGGAUUUGGGAACGACAAGUGACAGUGUGAUGACUGUAUAUCAAGUUUAGUGUGAACAGCAGUGUAGAAAAUAACAGUUUAUGUCCUAGAUCUGUAUUUCUGCCGGAGGUUGGCGGGGACAAACAGAAGUCACGAUGGUGAAAGAGCAGUUUAGAGAGACUGAUGUGGCCAAAAAAAUAAGCCACAUCUGUUUUGGGAUGAAGUCGGCUGAACAGAUGAGACAGCAGGCUCAUAUCCAAGUGGUCAGUAAGAACCUGUACAGCCAGGACACCAGCCAUACUCCUCUACCAUACGGAGUACUGGAUCAUCGCAUGGGCACCAGUGAGAAGGAUCGUCCUUGUGACACGUGUGGGAAGAACCUGGCUGACUGUCUGGGACACUAUGGGUAUCUGGACCUGGAGAUGCCCUGUUUCCAUGUGGGCUAUUUCAAAGCCACCAUUGGAAUCCUACAGAUGAUCUGUAAGACGUGUUCUCACAUCAUGCUGACCAAAGAGGAGAAACUACAGUUUAUGGAUGUGUUGAAGAGGCCAGGCCUAGCGUACCUCCAGAAACGAGGAAUGAAGAAGAAGAUAUCCGACAAAUGCCGCAAAAGGACAAUGUGUCUCAAUUGCUCCACGUUAAAUGGACCAGUGAAGAAGUGUGGCUUGCUGAAGAUCCUCCACGAGAAAUACAAGACAACCAAGAAAGUGGUGGACACUGUAGUAUCAGACUUUCUCAACUCAUUCGAUAUCGCAAUAGAACACAACAAAGAAGUGGAGGGCUUGCUUAACAGGGCUCAGGAGAACCUGAGUCCUCUAGUGGUGCUGAACCUCUUCAGGAGGAUACCAGCGGAGGACAUUCCCCUGCUCCUGAUGAACCCUGAGGCAGGUAAGCCCGCAGACCUCAUCCUCACCCGCCUGCUGGUACCUCCGCUCUGCAUCCGCCCCUCUGUCAUCUCAGACCUCAAGUCAGGUACUAAUGAGGAUGACCUCACCAUGAAGCUCACAGAGAUCAUCUUCCUCAAUGACGUCAUCAAGAAGCACCGUAUGUCAGGGGCCAAGACCCAGAUGAUCAUGGAGGACUGGGACUUCCUCCAGCUGCAAUGUGCUCUCUACAUCAACAGUGAGCUCUCUGGCAUCCCCCUCAACAUGGCCCCUAAGAAGUGGACCAGAGGCUUCGUUCAGAGACUCAAGGGCAAACAAGGGCGAUUCCGUGGAAACCUCUCGGGGAAGAGAGUGGAUUUCUCUGGGAGAACGGUCAUCUCUCCGGACCCCAACCUGCGGAUUGAUGAGGUGGCUGUCCCUGUGCACGUAGCCAAAAUCCUGACCUACCCAGAGAAGGUGAACAAGGCCAACUUGGAGAUGCUGAGGAAGCUGGUGCGGAGCGGUCCAGAGGUCCACCCUGGAGCCAACUUCAUCCAGCAACGACACACGCAGAUGAAGAGGUUUCUGAAGUACGGGAACCGAGACAAGAUGGCCCAGGAGCUGAGGUUUGGAGACGUGGUGGAGAGACACAUGAUCGAUGGAGACAUCGUCCUCUUCAACCGACAGCCCUCUCUACACAAACUCAGCAUCAUGGCUCAUAUUGCCAAAGUGAAGCCUCACAGAACGUUCCGGUUUAACGAGUGUGUGUGCACGCCGUACAACGCUGACUUUGACGGGGAUGAGAUGAACCUUCACCUUCCCCAGACAGAGGAGGCCAAGGCUGAAGCCCUGGUGCUGAUGGGGACCAAAGCCAACCUGGUGACCCCCAGGAACGGAGAGCCUCUGAUUGCUGCUAUUCAAGACUUUCUGACAGGAGCCUACCUGUUGACCCUGAAGGACACAUUCUUCGAUAGGUCGAAAGCCUGCCAGAUAGUGGCCUCUAUCCUGGUGGGGGUGGAUGAGAGGAUCAAGAUAGCUCUCCCACACCCUGCCAUACUCAAGCCCAUGACUCUGUGGACAGGGAAGCAGAUCUUUGGUCUGAUCCUGAAGCCCAGUAAGGCCUGUCCAGUCAAGGCCAACCUGAGGACCAAGGGGAAACAGUACAGUGGGAAAGGAGAGGACCUCUGCAGCAACGACUCCUUCGUGGUGAUCCAGAACAGUGAGUUGAUGUGUGGUACCAUGGAUAAGGGCACAUUGGGCUCUGGCUCCAAGAAGAACAUAUUCUACAUCCUGCUGAGAGACUGGGGGCAGCUGGAGGCAGCCAACGCCAUGUCUCGUCUGGCCCGCAUCGCCCCUACAUACCUCUCCAACCGGGGUUUCUCCAUCGGUAUUGGUGACGUGACCCCAGGCCAGGGUCUGCUGAAGGCCAAACAGGACCUGCUGGAUGGAGGCUAUGCCAAGUGUGACGAGUACAUCGAGGCCCUGAAGACGGGCAAACUGCAGCAGCAACCAGGCUGCACGGCUGAGGAGACGCUGGAGGCCCUCAUCCUGAAGGAGCUGUCUGUUAUCAGAGACCAUGCCGGCAGCGCCUGCCUCAGAGAACUGGACAAGACCAACAGUCCUCUGAUUAUGGCUCUGUGUGGCUCCAAAGGAUCCUUCAUCAACAUCUCCCAGAUGAUCGCCUGCGUGGGCCAGCAGGCUAUAAGCGGCUCUCGAGUGCCCGACGGCUUUGAGAACCGCUCGCUGCCACACUUUGAGAAGCACUCUAAACUUCCUGCAGCUAAAGGGUUUGUAGCUGACAGCUUUUAUUCAGGCCUGACGCCGACGGAGUUCUUUUUCCACACUAUGGCUGGUCGAGAGGGCUUGGUAGACACCGCUGUUAAAACAGCGGAGACCGGAUACAUGCAGAGGCGUCUGGUGAAGUCGUUGGAGGACCUGUGUUCCCAGUAUGAUCUGACGGUACGGAGCUCCACUGGUGACAUCAUUCAGUUUGUCUACGGGGGGGACGGCCUGGACCCGGCCGCCAUGGAGGGGAAAGAUGAACCGUUGGAGUUCAACAGAGUUCUGGACAACAUCCGGUCUGUCCAUACGUGUUCAGAGCAGCCAGCCCUUAGUAAGAAUGAGUUGGUCCUGACAGCAGAGUCCAUCAUGAAGAGGAGUGACUUCAAGUGCUGCCGAGACAGCUUCCUCGAGGCCUUGACAGACACGGGCUCAGAGAAGUAUAUGGAGGAGAUCAAAAAGUUCAUCAAGGCUACAUCUGAGAAAAUCAAGAAGACCAGGGACAAAUACGGCAUCAACGACAAUGGCACCACUGAGCCCAGAGUUCUGUAUCAGUUGGACCGCAUCACUCCAAGCCAGCUAGAGAAGUUUCUGGAGACCUGCAGGGACAAGUACAUGAGAGCUCAGAUGGAGCCAGGCUCAGCAGUAGGAGCCCUGUGUGCCCAGAGCAUUGGGGAGCCUGGCACCCAGAUGACCCUGAAAACCUUCCACUUUGCUGGGGUAGCCUCCAUGAACAUCACCCUGGGGGUCCCACGCAUCAAGGAGAUCAUCAACGCCUCCAAGAACAUCAGCACACCUAUAAUCAGCGCUCACUUGGAUGUGGACGACGACGCAGACUUCGGCCGUCUGGUGAAAGGGAGGAUUGAGAAGACCCUUCUGGGAGAGAUUUCAGAGUACAUUGAAGAGGUGUUUCUGCCAGACGACUGUUUCAUUCUGGUCAAGCUGUCACUGGAGAGGAUCAGACUGCUACGGCUAGAGGUGAAUGCAGAGACAGUCCGCUACUCUAUCUGCAUGUCUAAGCUGAGAGUGAAGCCUGGAGACAUAGCUGUACACGGGGAGGCAGUGGUCUGUGUAUCUCCCAGGGAAAACAGCAAGAGCUCCAUGUACUACGUCCUCCAGUCUCUAAAGGAUAACCUGCCCAAGGUGGUGGUACAGGGUAUCCCUGAGGUCUCCAGAGCUGUCAUUCACAUCGACGAGCAGACCGGCAAGAACAAGUACAAGCUGCUGGUUGAGGGAGACAACCUACGCAGUGUCAUGGCAACCCACGGUGUCAACGGCAACAGGACCACCUCAAACAACACCUAUGAGGUUGAGAAGACGAUUGGUAUCGAGGCUGCUAGGUCCACCAUCAUCAAUGAGAUCCAGUACACCAUGGUGAACCACGGCAUGAGCAUCGACAGGCGACACGUCAUGCUCCUGGCUGACCUCAUGUCCUAUAAGGGUGAGAUCCUGGGUAUCACCCGGUUUGGCCUGGCUAAGAUGAAGGAGAGCGUGUUGAUGCUGGCGUCCUUUGAGAAAACUGCCGACCAUCUCUUUGACGCUGCGUACUUUGGUCAGAAGGACUCGGUCUGUGGUGUAUCUGAAUGCAUCAUCAUGGGAAUCCCCAUGAACAUUGGUACAGGACUGUUCAAGCUCUUACACAAGGCUGAUAAGGACCCCACGCCACCCAGGAGACCCCUGCUCUUCGACAGUCCCGACUUCCACAUCCCCUUGGUUACAUAGUAGAACCCUGGGCUCACGUCUGUCCCAGUAGAACCCUGGGCUCGCGUCUGUCCCAGUAGAACCCUGGGCUCGCGUCUGUCCCAGUAGAACCCUGGGCUCGCGUCUGUCCCAGUAGAACCCUGGGCUCGCGUCUGUCCCAGUAGAACCCUGGGCUCGCGUCUGUCCCAGUAGAACCCUGGGCUCGUGUCCGUCCCAGUAGAACCCUGGGCUCGUGUCUGUCCCACACCCAACAUCUAAUAAUGUAAAAUAAUAUGGUCAUUUAGUAGAUGCUUUUAAUCCAAAGGCACCUACAGCUACAUAGUGGCACAUCUGCAGUAUAUGUGGCCAUUGUGGGAAUCAACCCCACAACCCUUACUGUACUGAUCUGAUCAAGGCACUCUCAUUGUAUAUGCUUAUUUUGCUAUCAAUUAUUGUGUGUGUGUGUGUGUGUGUGUGUGUGUGUGUGUGUGUGUGUGUGGCGUUGGGGUGGUGUGUGUGGCGUUGGGGUGGCGUUGGGGUGGUGUGUGUGUGUGUGGCGUUGGGGUGGUGUUGGGGUGGUGUGUGGCGUUAGGGUGGUGUGUGUGUGGCGUUGGGGUUAGGGUGUGUGUGAUGGAGCAAAGAGAGCAUGGGGCCUUUUUAAAAUGAAGCUUUUGUUUUCUCUCCGUGAAGCUUCAUACAACAACCUCUUCCUUUUGGCUUUCUGUUUAUUGUGUUAUUUUAUACCACUGCUUCUAAUUCACAGGACUACAGGUGAGAGAGAAGUGCCUGUCAAAACGUCUCCAGCUCUUCCACAAUGGAACACGGACGUUCCCCUGUUUUUUAUUUGUUUAGUCGUGGCCUCAUGUGUUAACUCUCUUUAUUAUGUUCCUCGUCUGUUUUCCCCACGCUUCCCCUUUCUGAACUGACAAUAAAGUGACGCUGGAAAGAGUGACGCGUUGAAGUCACUGAUUUGAUUAGAUCAUAUGGUUUGAUGUUGUUCACUGGCUGAAAGGAGCCUGUUCCCAGGUCUGUAGGGUAUGUGGUUCACUGGCUGAAAGGAGCCUGUUCCCAGGUCUGUAGGGUAUGUGGUUCACUGGCUGAAAGGAGCCUGUUCCCAGGUCUGUAGGGUAUGUGGUUCACUGGCUGAAAGGAGCCUGUUCCCAGGUCUGUAGGGUAUGUGGUUCACUGGCUGAAAGGAGCCUGUUCCCAGGUCUGUAGGGUAUGUGGUUCACUGGCUGAAAGGAGCCUGUUCCCAGGUCUGUAGGGUAUGUGGUUCACUGGCUGAAAGGAGCCUGUUCCCAGGUCUGUAUGGUAUGUGCUUGAGCCAACUCUUCUGACUGUCAUUGACACACAGCUUUGUUAUGCCAUUCAUGUUUGGUGUGACACUGAUUUGAACGACCUUGAGAGGACUUGGCUGAAGCACGGAGCCAUCUGGAGCCUGGUUACAAUGAACCCUGUGUAUACUAUGUUGAUAGCCUUGGAUGCCCAGGCUUCUCUCCUGUUGCUUCUUAAGGUGAGGUUUACUAUAUGGUGACUGUUCUCUAAAACCUCAAUCAAAUUGGCUUUUUGUGUUUACUGCUUGGCUUGGGGGGGUUUCUCAGUGUUUAAAACAUCCCUCUAUUGUAGGUAUGGAUGAGUCUUUAUGGUUUCAAACAUCCCUGUACUCUGUGUAUGGAUGAGUCUUUAUGGUUUAAAACAUCCCUGUACUCUGUGUAUGGAUGAGUCCUUAUGGUUUAAAACAUCCCUGUACUCUGUGUAUGGAUGAGUCUUUAUGGUUUCAAACAUCCCUGUACUCUGUGUAUGGAUGAGUCUUUAUGGUUUAAAACAUCCCUGUACUCUGUGUAUGGAUGAGUCCUUAUGGUUUAAAACAUCCCUGUACUCUGUGUAUGGAUGAGUCCUUAUGGUUUAAAACAUCCCUGUACUCUGUGUAUGGAUGAGUCCUUAUGGUUUAAAACAUCAAUGUACUCUGUGUAUGGAUGAGUCCUUAUGGUUUAAAACAUCCCUGUACUCUGUGUAUGGAUGAGUCUUUCUGGUUUAAAACAUCCCUGUACUCUGUGUAUGGAUGAGUCCUUAUGGUUUAAAACAUCCCUGUACUCUGUGUAUGGAUGAGUCCUUAUGGUUUAAAACAUCCCUGUACUCUGUGUAUGGAUGAGUCCUUAUGGUUUAAAACACCCCUGUACUCUGUGUAUGGAUGAGUCUUUCUGGUUUAAAACAUCCCUGUACUUUGUGUAUGGAUGAGUCCUUAUGGUUUAAAACAUCCCUGUACUCUGUGUAUGGAUGAGUCUUUCUGGUUUAAAACAUCCCUGUACUCUGUGUAUGGAUGAGUCCUUAUGGUUUAAAACAUCACUGUACUCUGUGUAUGGAUGAGUCCUUAUGGUUUAAAACAUCCCUGUACUCUGUGUAUGGAUGAGUCUUUCUGGUUUAAAACAUCCCUGUACUCUGUGUAUGGAUGAGUCCUUAUGGUUUAAAACAUCCCUGUACUCUGUGUAUGGAUGAGUCCUUAUGGUUUAAAACAUCCCUGUACUCUGUGUAUGGAUGAGUCCUUAUGGUUUAAAACAUCCCUGUACUCUGUGUAUGGAUGAGUCUUUCUGGUUUAAAACAUCCCUGUACUCUGUGUAUGGAUGAGUCCUUAUGGUUUAAAACACCCCUGUACUCUGUGUAUGGAUGAGUCUUUCUGGUUUAAAACAUCCCUGUACUUUGUGUAUGGAUGAGUCUUUCUGGUUUAAAACAUCCCUGUACUCUGUGUAUGGAUGAGUCCUUAUGGUUUAAAACAUCACUGUACUCUGUGUAUGGAUGAGUCUUUCUGGUUUAAAACAUCCCUGUACUCUGUGUAUGGAUGAGUCCUUAUGGUUUAAAACAUCCCUGUACUCUGUGUAUGGAUGAGUCCUUAUGGUUUAAAACAUCCCUGUACUCUGUGUAUGGAUGAGUCCUUAUGGUUUAAAACAUCCCUGUACUCUGUGUAUGGAUGAGUCUUUCUGGUUUAAAACAUCCCUGUACUCUGUGUAUGGAUGAGUCCUUAUGGUUUAAAACACCCCUGUACUCUGUGUAUGGAUGAGUCUUUCUGGUUUAAAACAUCCCUGUACUUUGUGUAUGGAUGAGUCCUUAUGGUUUAAAACAUCCCUGUACUCUGUGUAUGGAUGAGUCUUUCUGGUUUAAAACAUCCCUGUACUCUGUGUAUGGAUGAGUCCUUAUGGUUUAAAACAUCCCUGUACUCUGUGUAUGGAUGAGUCUUUCUGGUUUAAAACAUCCCUGUACUCUGUGUAUGGAUGAGUCCUUAUGGUUUAAAACAUCCCUGUACUCUGUGUAUGGAUGAGUCUUUAUGGUUUGUAUGUGAUAAUUUAAAACCUCUUAAAUGUAAAUCAUUGUAAUCUAUCUAAUCCCCAGAAGUAAGGAUUCAUCAUGAGGGCCAUAAACAAUAACUAGUAAUCCUGCAUACUCCGAGGUUAAAAUCUCACCUUCCAGGUAAAAAUUUUUUAAAUAAAUUGCAGAGGUGUAGUCACUUUCGAGGACACAAGUACACAGGACAAUAUGAUGAAAAUAUUAAAUAUGUAUUUCUGAAUCAACAAAACUGUAUGAAUCGGGCUUGAAAUGACUUAUAUAUAUUUUUUAAUACAGUAUAAUCAAUUUAUAAAAGGACUGACUAUAAUAUUUCACCCUCCUUAUAACUGUAAAAUACAUAUUCAAAUAUCUAGUGUUAGAGAAAAUUUGAUUUUUUUUAAAAAUCAAAACAUCUGCCCCCAUCACUGUGAAUGUCUCACAGAGCUCUAUCAUGGCUUCCUGAACUUGUAGGAACUUGCCUUUCAUAUCAUAUUAAUCUAGUCCUUCUAUGACAAAUAAGUGUAUUUUGUUUACAAUUAUUUUUGAUUACUGGCUAUAAAUGGAUCUCUGAGGGACAUCCCUGCUUCACACAGGCAGAAGAGACAUACUCCUGUGUCUGUGAGAAUCAGGGCUACCACUCAAUGCAAGACAUUUAUAUCUACAGAGUCCACAGACCAAUUUAGACCCGGAAAUAUCGGUUAGAACAGUUACCAGAACCACACUGGUUACCAGUUACCAGAACCACACUGUUUACCAGUUACCAGAACCACACUGGUUAACAGUUACCAGAACCACACAGGUUAACAGUUACCAGAACCACACAGGUUAACAGUUACCAGAACCACACAGGUUAACAGUUACCAGAACCACACAGGUUAACAGUUACCAGAACCACACAGGUUAACAGUUACCAGAACCACACAGGUUAACAGUUACCAGAACCACACAGGUUAACAGUUACCAGAACCACAGGUUACCAGUUACCAGAACCACACUGGUUACCAGUUACCAGAACCACACAGGUCCCCUAAACAGGGGACUUUACAUCUAUUAAUAAAUCAUGCAAUUCGUAUAUGUUAAGAAUUUGGAAAUGCUGAAAGAUCCUGUUCAAUCUCUUUAACAGAGAUGAUAUGACAUGACUGCCGAAAUGUCACAGUGACUUGGAGUUCCACCAAACCAAUAUGGAAAUGGAAGAACUGACAGUGCCUCUCUUGCAGAUAAGAGCAUUUUUAAUCCACUGGGAUGGGAGUACCCUCACACACACAGAGAACCUAAUGGCUUCAACAGCAGGUAGGCUUCUAAGCCAGUAAUUAGUAGGACUAGUGAAGUCCAAUAGCCCACGGGGCUCUGGUCUAAAGUAGUGCUCUGCAGGGUUCCCAUUUGGCAUGCAGUCACUGUUUUGAUGUUUUCUCGCCAUUGUGAUGUCAUUUAUUAUUUAUCGCCAUUGUGAUGUCAUUUAUUAUUUAUCGCCAUUGUGAUGUCAUUUAUUAUUUAUCGCCAUUGUGAUGUCAACUGAAAAGCUGUAUGUGGAUCCAUGAAAGGAAGUAAUUACACACACAAAUGAAGAAAAAACAAACCACAUUCUUAUUUUAUUUUUUAUCCAAAUUUUAAAUGUCAACAUAAUCUUGCUUUUACACGUAACAACAACAGACACACGAUGAGCCCUUUUUCCAUCAGCAGUUGCCACAGAGUGCUUACCCAGCCUAAAACCACAAAGAGAAAACAAUGCAAUCAUUGUAAUUCAUGACACAAAACUCUAAAGUUCAAUAUUUACCUUAUGGUCCAGUAAUGACAUAUAGUGUUGAUAGCAGAUGUACAGAAGCUUGUGCUGAAAAGUAUUGACCUCGAACAAAAUCCUAUAGAAACAUGUUUGUACAAUUUGUUAAAUUAUUAAAGGUUGAGUGUUGGUC